GGUGCGGAAGUGUCGUCCUCCAGAGCAGCAGCAGCAGCGGCAGAGCUGCCUCUGUUGGGGUAAACACUACGCUAGUUCAGCAGCAGGGGCUUCCUCAGCCUCCGCGUCUCUCCGACCGGGACCUGCCAGCCCUCCCCGUGACCGUGCAGCAUAGCGGUACCAUGCGCGCACCGUUCGGCGCGAGGGGCCACCGUGUGAAGUGAGUUUCCUUGAAUCAUCUAUAUGGGCCAUCUUCUUUCGAAAAAUGGUUACCGCCUGAAGAAAAGGACGCGCAAGUUGCAUCACAGGAAGAAGAAGAAGAGGAACUGCUUCCUGCAGCUGCCCUGCAUGCUCUGCUUCAUUGUCCACAGCAACAGCAGUGGCCUCGACGACGACAGCGACCACUUGGAGGCCGGCGCCAACGGCAGCGUGUGCCGGCGCAACAGCAUCACAGGAACCAGUGUCCCCGGCGUGGGUGGAGUCAGCAUCGGGGCGGCAGUUGCCUCGAAGCUCGCCGAGCGGUACGCAACACUCUCAUCCCCCGAGGACUGCUCCAAGUUCCUGUUGUCACCGCGGGAGCUGGCAAUCUGGGAGGCCCAAGGGAGGAGCCUUUUAUCUGCCAUUCCCACCAAACUGAUCCCGCCGCCGGUGCUUUUCCGAACUGCUGGGGUGUCUGUGACCGUGGCCGUACCUGGACCUGUGCCUGGCUGCACCAGUGACUACCCUGAGAUGGUGUGUAAGAGGAAGUGCUCAGAGGUGCAGAGGUGCACCCCCUGUAAGCAGCCGCGCUGCGCCUUCGCCGCCCCUGACGGAGGGCUGGAGAACGGGGGGGUGGGAGGAGGUGGGGGAGAGGCCGCCUCAAACUCUGAAACCGGCCACUGCCACCUUCCCCUCUGUCCACUUCCCUCCUCCUCCGCUUCCUCCUCUUCCUCUGCCUCCUCCUCCUCCUCACCCGCUGACGGCUGCUGCGGGCCGGGCCUUCACGCCGACUUGCCCCACAGUUCGGACUCGUCCCCCUGUUGCCUGAAUCAUUACGACGACUGCCAGGCGAGAUGCUCCGACGCUGCGGAUCACUCGAGCAUCAACCACCUGCCUUCCUCCAUCCUUCUUAAGGUGCUCUCCCACCUGACAGUGAAGGAGCGCUGUCUGUGUGCCUCUUUGGUUUGUAAGUACUGGAGGGACCUCUGCUUGGACUUCCAGUUCUGGAAGCAAAUCGACCUCAGUGGCCUCCAACAAGUGAACGAUGAUCUCCUGGUGAAAAUAGCCUCUCGGAGGCAGAACGUGACAGAGAUUAACAUCUCGGAUUGCAGAGGUGUCCAUGACCAUGGUGUGUCCUCCCUGGCCUCUCACUGCCCAGGCCUGCAAAAGUACACUGCAUACCGCUGCAAGCAGCUUGGGGACAUGUCCCUGUCGGCCUUGGCUACACACUGCCAUCUGCUGGUGAAGGUGCAUGUGGGCAACCAGGACAAACUGACAGACGAAGCACUAAAAAAGCUGGGAGAGCACUGCAAAGAGCUGAAGGACAUCCACUUGGGUCAGUGCUACAGUAUCACAGAUGAAGGCAUGGUGGCGUUGGCUCAAGGAUGCCCCAAACUGCAGAGACUCUACUUGCAAGAGAACAAGCUGGUCACUGAUCGGUCCGUGCGAGCUGUCGCGGAGCACUGUCCCGAGCUGCAGUUCGUUGGCUUCAUGGGAUGCCCGGUGACCUCCCAGGGGGUCAUCCAUCUUGCUGCGCUGCGGCACCUGAAUGUCCUGGACCUGCGGCACAUCUCGGAGCUCAACAAUGAGACGGUGAUGGAGGUGGUGAGGAAAUGUCGCAAACUCAGCUCCCUCAACCUCUGCCUCAACUGGAGCAUCAACGACAGGUGCGUGGAAAUCAUCGCCAAGGAGGGCCGCAGCCUGAAGGAGCUCUACCUUGUGUCUUGUAAAAUCACAGACCACGCUCUGAUAGCCAUCGGCCAGUACAGCAGCACCAUCGAGACGGUGGACGCCGGCUGGUGUAGGGAGAUCACGGACCAGGGAGCCACACAGAUCGCCCAGAGCAGCAAGUCCCUCCGCUACCUGGGCCUCAUGAGAUGUGACAAGGUGAACGAGGAGACCGUGGAGAGGCUGGUGGUCCAGUACCCUCACAUUGUUUUCAGCACAGUGAUGCAGGAUUGCAAGAGAACCCUGGAGAGAGCUUAUCAAAUGGGCUGGAGCCCCAACACAUCGAACACAUCGUAGCUGCUGCUGGAUCUCACUCUCACACACACACUCACACACACAAACACACACACACACACACACACACACACACACACAGAGCUACGCAUAGGCUCUUUUGGUGUACAGACACACGUACACAAUAUUUGCGUCAUGUUUGCCUCCCAUCCACUUUUCAAACAUGCAUGUGAAACAUGUAGCUACACACUCACAGACGGAGGUCAAGUUCCCCAACUGUUUCAUUUCGAGAACAUCUCUCAUUUUAAUAAUUUAAGUUUAAUAUCGUCCGCCUGGUAUUUUAUAAUUCAGCUAAAUGGUUGCUAUGCUCCAAUUAUAGGUCAUAAUCAACAACUUGACUGAAUUGUGCUCAUCAUCAUUCUCAAUAAGUGAUAUUACAUCCGACAAUGACACGUACUGCCUCUAACCGCGGCCCUUGAGUGACUAGUUUGUCCAGUUUUAUUUCACGUCUGCUGACAGCGAGGGCGACUCGGUUGAUGGAGUCAGCCUCAUCAAACUAUUAAGUCUGCACAUCCUUUGCAUAUCUCGAGAACCGUUCAUCCGAUCUACUUCACACUUGCCGGGUGUAUUGUUUGGGAUCCAAGGGAGUGCUUUGUCGAAUUUGGUACAAUUUUGGACACGCGCUCUCAUGCUGAAUGACCUUAUAGAGGAGCAAACGGAGUCGACACCACUGGAUAACUGGACGCAAACCAGAGUGUAUUUCACCCACUGGGACUGUGUGAAAAGGAGGCACCAUGAGCACUACGUACGAUGUCAAUUUUACCUAACUCUGUUCAACGUGGAGCUUUCAGUUCCGUAUAUGAUGCUGGACAUUUUAAUGAAUGAUAAUACAUUAUAUUUGAAUUGUUAUAUUUUUAUGUGUCAAAUCUGAAUGGACAAACGUAACCAGUGACACUGCUCUGUCAGGUAAAUGGCCACAGGCCGAGGCUGCCUACCUUGCCCAAUGGUAAGGUCUUCCACAGGUGUACUUCACUGCUGCAUCAAGCCGCGUGAUGCAGCAGAGUCAUGGCGGCCGUGUUGCUGAGGACCCGAGGGAGCAAAGUGUGAAGUUAUUUGUCUGAGCGGUUCUCGAGAAAGCACCACAGGACACUCACUCGUCCUGAACGAGCAUGUUUUCACCGGACGCUGCUCUAGUACAUUUAAAGUCCUCCGUAUCACCGAGGAUGUAGUCGAGUUAAGACGAGGAUGUAGUCGAGGUAAAGACGCAUGGGUGGGGUCACAAGUGAAUCAUUUUUAAUGAGCACAGAUUCGAAAAAAGGGUUUGUCUCCCCACCCGGAGCCGCUGUGCCCAUGUCGGCCCUCUGCGGCGUUUCCUUCCUUCAAACUGAACUCCACAGCUCGCACAACAACACAGAGCGCAGACUUGGAGCUCAGGAGAUGACAUCCCUGCAACUUAAGGCCAGAAGACUACCAGGGCUUCAGACCUCACGUGAGGCAUGUUGAGGAAUCUGUCACGCUUCUCUUGUCCAAGUAGUUUUUUUUCCUUUUCUUUUCUUGGAUGUCCAGUACAGUGUUAAAGGCAUUUGUGGACCCAUACAUGUUGAGAUGAUUGACGAGGCUCCGUUUGAAGGACAGAUCUCUUCGCUGUGACUUAAUAUGCACAUUGUCACGGCACAGAAGAAAGAUUCAAACCCCUGACAAAGUCAUGGCAGGGAAAAAGCAUCGAUUAUGUCUCCAAAAAAAACGGCAUGUUUACAUUCAGAUCCUCAUCUUUUUUUCCCUUUUUUUUAGCUACAGACAUAUUAUCAACAUAUGACCUGCCGUUGAAGAGAGCUUCUGUAUGACUUGGGAACAAUGCUGUGUUUUGAUGCCAUGCUUAGAUUUAGAGUUGACUGAGCAUCAGUGAGUCAGUACAGAAUGAAAUGAAACCGUGCUUGAAAUAGAAGUUGCCUUUACCUAAAAACCCUGGCUGUUGUUAUCAGAAUAACAACCACGACCACCGUGAUGACAGGUAAGAGGAAACGUUGCCUUAAUGCUGAGUGGGUACUGUAAUUGCAAUCCAAUUAGCGAGCCAGAAUUUACUGAAGAAAUGUUUAACUGACUUUAUCUAAUACCAUAUUCCCAAUAUUUGAUAUAUACUUAUGAAUAAAUACUCUGCAGGAUUUGCCUGAUAUUGGUUUUGAGCAUAUUCGUGUAACAUUAGCUAUGUAGCAAUGCAAUGAGGGAUUUAUCUUUCUUUGAGGUGUAGGAUGUAAAAAAAAAAAAAAAAAAAAAAGAAGAAGAAAAAAAACUGUCUUGAGCCUUUCACCAGAGUUAAAGGUUUUUCAUCUCCUAUAGAAACUCAGUAGUGUACAGUUAAAAAUGCAAAUGACCAGGGUAUUUUUCUAUGGUGUGAACCAGCUCUGGGCUCAGCCUCCACACACUGUCACUCAGACAUGAACAAUAGCUUCCUGAGCCUCGGGUUUGAGUAGAACUGUAAACUUUCUACAGCAUUUAGAGAUUUCAGACAAUUAAAAACACCUUCAUUUUACCCUUGUCAGGAUUUGUAGACUUUAACCGGUGUCUCCCGCUGCCUGUUUUUGUUCCUUUUCUGUUCUUUUGUAAUCCCCAUAUGCACUUUCUUCCCUGCUAGAUGUUGACACACUUGAUUCCUGAUUUGUUAAGGCAACCGUAAAUGAAUGGAUUUACAUAAAGAUGAAUAAAACACUACUUCAAGCUUUCUUUUCUCUUUUCCCUUUUGUAUGUGUGGAAUCGAGGCAGGAGAAGAAUAUCCAGAAGGACAGCGGAAUACUCCUUCGCUCAUUUCACAUAAUCUGUGAGACUUUUUCCAAAAACUUUUUAGCGCAUCGAUUGCGUUUCAACUUAAAGUCCACUACGACUACAAAGGCAGACGUGGUGAAAAUGGAAAUUCAACACGGAUUGCAUUUGUGCGCUCGGGUAGAAAUGCAAAUACGGACACCAGCGUGUU
Messenger RNA from Cyclopterus lumpus (lumpfish), 5107 nucleotides. It is a transcript of the gene fbxl17, whose product is annotated as F-box and leucine-rich repeat protein 17. The record is from RefSeq and is a predicted model, not a curated record. The coding region runs from base 223 to 2202 and encodes 659 amino acids. Gene Ontology annotation, molecular function: protein binding. Gene Ontology annotation, cellular component: SCF ubiquitin ligase complex. The transcript has 11 exons. NCBI's taxonomy places the organism in Eukaryota, Metazoa, Chordata, Actinopteri, Perciformes, Cyclopteridae. Gene Ontology annotation, biological process: SCF-dependent proteasomal ubiquitin-dependent protein catabolic process.